Molecule: messenger RNA, 538 nt
Organism: Acanthoscelides obtectus
Lineage: Eukaryota; Metazoa; Arthropoda; Insecta; Coleoptera; Chrysomelidae
Source: the annotation of a GenBank genome assembly
CCGAGCCUCGAAAAAUCAACCCCGAAAGAAGAAUCAUCCUCCACCAAGACAAUGCAAGCUCGCACACAGCUCAAAAAACGAGGCAGUAUUUAACGGAAGAAAACGUGGAACUAUUGGACCAUCCUCCAUAUAGUCCCGAUAAGUCCUAACGAUUUCUUUAUUUUCCCGAAAAUUAAAAACAGACUGCGUGGUCAAAGGUUCCAGUCAGCAGAAGAAGCAGUUGACGGAUUCAAAAAUGCCGUUUUGGAUCUGCCAGCAAACGAGUGGAAUAAGUGCUUAGAAAAUUGGUUCGAGCGCAUGCAGAUGUGUAUUAAUCUCCGUGGAGAAUACUUCGAAAAACACUACCGUGUUGUUUUAUUUCCAUAUGCAAAACUUAAAAGACAUCCCUCGUACCAUAAAUAUUUGUCAUCAAAUUUGAUACAAAAGAAUAACUGUAAACGUUCAUCAAUAAAUACGUUGUAUUGCCAGAUUGGUCUUACAUAUUUGAAUCGGCAGAUUGGUCUAACAUGCGUAGCUGGUGGAACAUAAAGAACCUUGU